AUGAACGCGGAGACCUGCGUCUCUUACUGUGAGUCGCCGGCCGCUGCCAUGGACGCCUACUACAGUCCAGUGUCGCAGAGCCGGGAGGGCUCGUCGCCUUUUAGGGGGUUCCCGGGCGGCGGCGACAAGUUCGGCACAACUUUCCUCUCGGCCGCCGCCAAAGGGCAGGGAUUCGGGGACGCCAAGAGCCGGGCCCGCUUCACGGGCGGCGGCGCCGGCGCCGGGCAGCAGGACCUGGCGACGCCCCUGGAGAGCGGCGCGGGGGCGCGCGGCUCCUUUACCAAGUUCCAGCCGCCGCAGCCGAGCGCGCAGCCCCCGCCGAGCACGCAGCCCCCGCAUCUGUACCUGCAGCGCGGCGCCUGCAAGACGCCCCCGGACGGCGGCCUCAAGCUCCAGGAAGGCGGCGGCGGCGGCGGCCACGGCCAGUCCCUCCAGGUCUCCUGCUACGCUAAAGAGAGCUCGCUGGGAGAGCCAGAGUUGCCCCCUGACUCGGACACCGUGGGGAUGGACAGCAGCUACCUCAGUGUUAAGGAGGCUGGGGUGAAGGGUCCCCAGGACCGGGCCAGUGCUGACCUCCCCAGCCCCCUGGAGAAGGCCGACUCCGAGAGCAACAAGGGCAAGAAACGGCGGAACCGCACCACCUUCACCAGCUACCAGCUGGAGGAGCUUGAGAAGGUCUUCCAGAAGACCCACUACCCGGACGUGUAUGCACGGGAGCAGCUGGCCAUGAGGACAGACCUCACUGAGGCCCGCGUGCAGGUCUGGUUCCAGAAUCGCAGGGCCAAGUGGAGAAAGAGGGAGCGCUUCGGGCAGAUGCAGCAGGUUCGGACCCACUUUUCCACUGCCUAUGAGCUGCCGCUGCUCACCCGGGCAGAGAACUACGCCCAGAUUCAGAACCCAACCUGGAUCAGCAACAAUGGGGCUGCCUCGCCCGUGCCCGCCUGUGUGGUCCCCUGUGACCCGGUGCCUGCCUGCAUGUCCCCUCACGCACACCCCCCUGGCUCGGGCGCCAGCAGUGUCACCGACUUCCUGAGUGUGUCUGGGGCCGGCGGGCAUGUGGGCCAGACACACGUGGGCAACUUGUUUGGGGCAGCGGGCCUCAGCCCCAGCCUCAACGGUUACGAGCUGAACGGGGAGCCGGACCGCAAGACCUCCAGCAUCGCGGCGCUGCGCAUGAAGGCCAAGGAGCACAGUGCGGCCAUCUCCUGGGCCACAUGACAGGGCCGCUCCUGGCCAUCCCUGUGCCUGCCACGCCCGCACUUCCAGGACCCCAGCCUCCCACUCGACUUUGCUCAUAGGCGCCUGGCCUGGUCUAGGGGCCUGACCCUCAGCACUUUCAGCCACCCCAAGUCUGAAGCCCUGAGGACCGUGGGAGAGAGGGGCACAGACCCUUGUGGCUCCCUGGCACUAAGGCCCUGACCUGUGCUCCCCAGUACUGGCAGUGGAGACAGCAAGGCACCCAGACCUGUGGCUUUUUGCCUGCUACAGGCUAAAGGCCCUUUUUGUCCCCUCAUGCUCCUCCGCCUACCUGCUUUGACCUUGAGUCCAAGUUAGUUUCCCCUCCAAAGCAGACAGCAGUGACAGUCAAUCUGGUCUACUUGUGCUGUGUCUGUCCCCAUUUCCUGAAAGCACACAAAUCCUGCCUCCUGGACUCCAGGCACUGAACUGGGCCCCAGAGACCCCAGCAUGGCUGCCCUUGAGCUGGACACGCCCAGCAGUAUAGGCCGGAGUGGGAGCUGGGGAUCCCUUGCCAUCCUGGAGGGUCGUCAGACCCUGGUGUUCUGAAACUGGUUCUGGUGGACACAGCAGGGAGAAGCCAGGACCCCUGGGGCCACCACGUGCUGGAAGAAGAGAAGCUCCAGGAGAAAGGAAGGCUGUAGGGAGGUGGCAUUGCCGCCCCGGAAGGUCAGGGUGGCUCCGUCUUCUGUGUGCGUGGUGCUUCUGUCUCUCCAGGGCCUCUGCAGGAGCUCUGGGGUGCCUGUCUCUACCUGGCCUCCCCCUCCCCCCCCCCGCCUUGCUCUUGGAGUGAAAGGACCUAUGACUUGGAAUAUAUAAGCUAGGGCUAGGGCCUUGGUGGCAGGGGUCAAGAGCAGUGUCCUCAGGCUCUACCAGGGGACUCAGAGCCAUGCUUGGGCUCAAGGCAGAUGGCUCUUGCAUCCUCAGCCUAUCCCAUCCUCAGGCACAGCCUCAUCCCCAGUGGGUGGCACUCUGUGUUCCCCCAGGCCUAGGGGCCAGUGUGUGCCAGGCAUGAUCUUCCACAGGCUCUCAGAGCUACCCUCCUGCUGCUUCUGCCGGGCAUAGUUCUGCCCCCAUCUCUGCCUCAUGGAGCCAGGCUUCCAGCCUGAAGAGACAGGACUCCCUUUUGGCUGCCUUGGCCAGGGCCUU
Molecule: messenger RNA, 2385 nt
Organism: Octodon degus (degu)
Lineage: Eukaryota; Metazoa; Chordata; Mammalia; Rodentia; Octodontidae
Gene: Alx4
Product: ALX homeobox 4
Exons: 4
Coding region: 1-1218 (405 amino acids)
Biological process (GO): regulation of transcription by RNA polymerase II
Molecular function (GO): RNA polymerase II transcription regulatory region sequence-specific DNA binding; DNA-binding transcription activator activity, RNA polymerase II-specific
Source: RefSeq, a predicted model, not a curated record